This is a messenger RNA of Rotaria sp. Silwood2, 231 nucleotides long. NCBI's taxonomy places the organism in Eukaryota, Metazoa, Rotifera, Eurotatoria, Philodinida, Philodinidae. The record is from the annotation of a GenBank genome assembly.
AUGAAAGCUCUUACUUUCCCUCGAAACUCUUAUGUACACAUACUUGGAAAAUUCCAUUUGAACUUUAUCGAAGGUGAUCAAAUCGACGAGGAUUCAGAAGAAAUGCUUGAUGACGAUGAUGAUAAUAAUAUUGAUAAUCUUGAUCGGCAACCAUCACCACAACCACAGUUAUUACCACAAUCAACACUACAACACCGUUUCAUACCAUUUUAUGGUAUAUUACAAAAUUGA